Molecule: messenger RNA, 8208 nt
Organism: Chlorocebus sabaeus (green monkey)
Lineage: Eukaryota; Metazoa; Chordata; Mammalia; Primates; Cercopithecidae
Gene: CRAMP1
Product: cramped chromatin regulator homolog 1
Biological process (GO): pattern specification process
Cellular component (GO): nucleus
Molecular function (GO): chromatin binding
Source: RefSeq, a predicted model, not a curated record
UUUGCUUCCUCACACGUGCCUGUCCCGGACUGUUUCUGGGCUGAAGCGGUUGGUGUGUACCUGAUUCUCUGAGUUUAUUUUUGAAUGGCUCCGCUUUCUGGGCUGCAGCAUUUUUAGUCACUGCAUUUUGUUGUUGACAUUUUACAGGGCAGUGGGUAGCAAAGUUAAUGUAAUAAUUUUAUUAAUUGCUGCCAAGAGUUUUCACACCAAUGUCUUCUACCGCUUCUUGCACUUGGACCCGGACAUAACUGGGCUGUCACUUUCCCGGGUGGUUCCAGCCUGUUCCAUGCAACAGGCUCCUUUGUUGCAAAAGCAUUUUUAACUGGUAAAUCCUCGCAGCAGCUCACAUCUCCCACCCUGGGAAGAAGAUUCCCAGAGACCCGGAGCUGAUUAUUCUUUACGUGUGUUUUAAAAUAAGCAGGCGGGCCGGCGGCAUUGGGCCACCAUGGAGUUCCCCGUGCGGGCAGGCGAGCCCGCGCUUCUCCCGUCCCAGGGUGGAUCCGGCCUCCUCCGCCCUCCUCUAGGGCCAACCCUGGGGGCCAGCGCGCGGGGCAGGAUGACAGUGAAGUUGGGCGACGGCGGCAGCGGGGAGGACGGGCUCAAGAAGCUGGGCAAGCGGGCGGCCGAUGAGGAGUCCCUGGAAGGAGAAGGGGCCGGCGGCGCAGACGCGGCCGAGGAGAGCAGCGGCACAAAGAGGGACGAGAAGACCCCCCGGGCCGGCGCCGACGGCGCCCCCGCGCCCCCCGGCGCGCCGCAGGCGUCUUCCCCGCCGCAAGGCAGCCCCCAGGACCAGCACCACUUCCUCCGGUCCAGCGUGCGGCCGCAGAGCAAGAGGCCCAGGAAGGACCCUCCGAGCGCCCUGGGGAGCGGCAACGCCGGUGGCUCGGGGCCCCGCGGAAAAGGAGCUGAAGCUGGUGGAUCAUCGUCUGGAAAUGUGUCUGGGGUUGCCCCUGUGGCCCCUGCAGGGGGCUCGCGCUCCUCCUCCCGGAACUUAGGGUCUUCUGGUGGCGAGAAGGAAGAAGGCAAAAAGGUCCGGCGGCAGUGGGAGUCGUGGAGCACAGAGGACAAGAACACCUUCUUCGAGGGGCUGUAUGAGCAUGGGAAAGACUUCGAAGCGAUUCAGAACAACAUUGCGCUGAAGUACAAGAAGAAAGGCAAGCCAGCGAGCAUGGUGAAGAACAAGGAGCAGGUCCGCCACUUCUACUACCGCACCUGGCACAAGAUCACCAAGUACAUCGACUUUGACCAUGUGUUCUCUCGAGGCCUGAAGAAGUCAUCCCAGGAACUGUAUGGCCUGAUCUGCUAUGGCGAGCUGCGCAAGAAGAUCGGGGGCUGUAUGGAUGACAAGAAUGCAACAAAGCUGAAUGAACUCAUUCAGGUUGGGGCCACCACUGUACGCUACAAAGGGCGGAACCUGCGGAUCAAAGCGCCCAUGUGCCGGGCCCUGAAGAAGCUCUGCGAUCCGGAUGGUUUGAGUGAUGAAGAGGACCAGAAGCCAGUGCGCCUGCCUCUGAAAGUCCCUAUAGAGCUACAGCCACGGAACAACCACGCCUGGGCCCGCGUACAGAGCCUUGCCCAGAACCCGCGCCUCAGGAUGAUCGUGGAGCUGCAUCGAAAGGUCUCCAGCCUCAUCGAGUUCUUGAAGCAGAAGUGGGCACUCCAUGAGGUGCGAGUUCGGAAGACACUCGAGGAGCGGCAGCUGCAGGACUCAUGCUCUGCACUGACGCAGGAGAAGGUGACACUGCACUUGUUCCCAGGCGAGAACUGCACACUGACGCCGCUGCCGGGCGUGGCCCGCGUGGUGCACUCCAAGGCCUUCUGCACAGUGCACUGGCAGGAGGGUGGCCGGUGCAAGCAGAGUGCCAAGGACGCCCACGUGCUGCCCCCAGCCCAGAUCCUGGGCAUCCAGAGUGGGCAGGGCACCGCCCGGGGCCAGGUGAAAUGCCCACGGGGUGGAGCUGAGGGCAAGGGUGUGGGGCGGCCCCCUCCUGUGGCUGAUGCCUCACAGAGCUCCGGAGAGAGUUCCCCCGAAAGCGCCCCUGGGGAGGGGGCCGCCCUAAGCUUGAGCAGCCCGGACGCUCCCGACAGGCCUCCUCCCAGGCACCAGGACACCGGGCCAUGUCUUGAGAAGACCCCUGCAGAAGGCAGGGACAGUCCCACCCGGGAGCCAGGGGCCUUGCCGUGUACCUGUGGCCAGCUCCCAGACCUGGAGGACGAGCUCUCGCUCCUAGACCCCUUGCCCCGCUACCUGAAGUCCUGUCAGGACCUCAUUGUCCCCGAGCAGUGCCGCUGUGCGGACACACGGCCUGGGAGCGAGCAGCCCCCUCCAGGCGGGGUGACCUCCCCAGAGGUGCUGGCUCCUGUCAGCAAGGAGGCUGCUGACCUUGCUCCCACUGGCCCAUCCCCAAGGCCCGGCCCCGGGCUCCUGCUGGAUGUUUGCACUAAAGACUUGGCAGAUGCACCCGCAGAGGAGCUCCAGGAGAAGGGGAGCCCCGUGGAGCCUCCGCCGCCUCAGGGACAGCCUGCCGCCAGGCCCCCAAAGGAGGUCCCCGCCAGCCGGCUGGCUCAGCAGCUCCGUGAGGAGGGCUGGAACCUGCAGACCUCCGAAAGCCUCACGCUGGCCGAAGUCUACCUCAUGAUGGGCAAGCCCAGCAAGCUGCAGCUAGAGUACGACUGGCUGGGGCCCGGCCGCCAGGACCCCCGCCCUGGCUCCCCGCCCACCACCCUCCACAAGCAGCGCCUCCUCAGCUGCCUCCUGAAGCUCAUUUCCACCGAGGUCAACCCCAAGCUGGCUCUGGAAGCAAACACCGUCUCCACAGCCUCGGUGAGGCCCAUCCAGGAGGAGCAGUCAGUGACGCCCCCAGGGAAGGUGGUGACCGUCAGCUCUCGCAGCCCCCGCUGCCCUCGGAACCAGGCUUCCCUCCGCAGCAGCAAGACCUUCCCACCCAGCUCGGCACCCUGCUCCUCAGGUUUGAGAAACCCUCCAAGACCCCUCUUGGUGCCUGGUCCCUCCGGCACAGGAAGCAGUGACUCAGAUGGCGGCCUUUUUGCUGUCCCGACAACCUUGCCACCCAACAGCCGACAUGGGAAGCUCUUCUCUCCCAGUAAAGAAGCGGAGCUGACUUUCCGCCAGCAUCUGAGCUCCAUCAGCAUGCAGUCGGAUUUCUUCCUGCCAAAGCCCCGGAAGCUGCGGAACCGGCACCUGCGGAAGCCACUGGUAGUCCAGAGAACACUGCUCCCUAGACCAUCGGAAAACCAGUCCCACAACGUUUGUUCCUUCUCCAUCCUGUCUAACUCUUCCGUAACUGGGAGAGGUUCGUUCCGGCCCAUCCAGUCUUCUCUGACCAAAGCAGCUCUGUCUCGGCCGAUCGUGCCCAAGGUCCUUCCACCCCAGGCCACGAGUCACCUGGCCAGUGCUAUCGACUUAGCAGCUACAAGUGCCGGCAUCCUCUCUGGGAACCCCCUCCCUGCCUUGGACACCGAGGGCUUGUCUGGCAUCUCUCCACUGUCUUCAGACGAGGUGACAGGCGCCAUCUCGGGGCAGGACUCCACUGGAACUCACCAGGAUGGAGACGCCCUCCCCGCUGUGGGGGGCUCCGACCCGUUCGUCAGCAUCCCUUCGAGGCCUGAGCAGGAACCAGUGGCAGACGGUUUCCAGCAGGGCUCGCCUGUUCUGUCCUUAUCUGAGCUGCCUAAGGCCCCUCUCCAGAAUGGCCUCUCCACACCACUAUCCUCGUCAGAGGGCUCCAGCACCCGACUAUCUCCACCAGAUGUCUCUGCUCUGCUCGACAUCUCCCUGCCUGGCCCGCCUGAGGAUGCGCUGUCACAGGGCGAGCCUGCCACACACAUUAGUGACUCCAUCAUUGAGAUCGCCAUCAGCUCCGGUCAGUACGGUGAAGGGGUCCCUCUUUCUCCAGCAAAACUGAACGGCAGUGACAGUUCCAAGAGCCUUCCCUCCCCGUCCAGCAGCCCCCAGCCACACUGGAUUGCCUCUCCCACCCACGACCCCCAGUGGUACCCCAGUGAUUCCACCGACUCCUCGCUCAGCAGCCUGUUUGCAAGCUUCAUCUCCCCAGAGAAGAGCCGCAAGAUGUUGCCAACUCCCAUUGGGACCAACAGUGGGACCUCCUUGCUUGGCCCCAGCUUGUUGGACGGAAACUCGCGGGACUCAUUUGUGUCCAGGUCCCUGGCUGAUGUCGCAGAGGUUGUGGAUUCCCAGCUGGUAUGCAUGAUGAACGAAAACAGCAUUGAUUACAUUUCUCGGUUCAACGACCUGGCCCAAGAGUUGUCCAUCGCUGAGCCUGGCCGCCGAGAAGCUCUGUUUGAUGGUGGUGGAGGCGGCCCAGCUGUCAGUGACCUGUCCCAGUGACCACACGUCCUGGUGGCGGAUAAAGCCCUCUUCGAGCUAGAGAAAAAUAGAUCAAGCCCAGCAGCCCCAAAAGAUGGUCUGAACACAGGCGUCUCUGCAGCCCAGACUGUGCAACAGGCAGGAACGUGGCCACAGAGCUGCUUCCCUACAAGCAGCAGGCAGCAGCAUCCAAGGAGACUAGGACGAAUUCUUGGGAAGGGCCAGUGUUAGAAAUCACUGUGGUGCUAGAGCCGUUCUUCACCACGCCCAUGUUAGGGUCUGCAUAGUGAUCCCAUUUCAGCCCGUGCUCUGCCUCGAUUGUUGUGUUGGACGUUCCGGUGGCAUUUCCUUCUGAGACAAGGGAGUAUGUGUGCCUUGGUGUAGUUGCUGUGCACUAGGAGCUGUGAUCUCCCUCUCUGCAGGGAGACCCCAGCCCCUGCUGCUUGCUUUCUGCCAAACCUGUGCCAUUCAUCAGCUGUGCCCUCUGUGGACUGUAACGGGCAGGACAGUUGGAUGUGGCCUGGGUUCGUGCCGGUGGUGUCACACCCCAAGGCAGCAAGCGCGCGGAUGCCGAUCGCAGGGCUGCUGCGGAGUCCUGGGGACCUGGGCUGGUGCCUCCCCUCCCUAGAGGUUUUGUUCGGACUCUUACCAGGGAGUGGGGGCAGGAAGAGUCCUGUACUGUGCAGGUUGUGUGGACUUUACGUGGGACCCUGCUAAGGUGGUUGAAAACGUUUUUCUUGUGUUUUAAGGAUUAGGAGACAUGGAAGAGGAAGAACGAAGUCCCCUCUGUAGUUGGUUUCCUUCCUGUGUCCCUUCGCAAGCUUCCAGGUGAUCUAAGGUGUCAUUUCUCCCUCCUGGGUCGACCCUUAAGUGCUAAUAUGAUCACAGCGAAGACUUUCCUCAUAAGUUCUUAAAUUCAAUGUGUGAUUGAUUGGCACUUGAGACAAAUCUGCCUUUGCAGGGAAAGUGUCUCUCACGGGCACUGGUGUGGGCAUGCCAGACAUACGUGUUCAGUCCCUUGCAUACCUUUGCCUUGAGACUUCUGUGUCUCCUUCCCAUUUGGGACACCCAGGCGAGGGCCCAGACAUCUAGAUGUGGUCAGACCUCUCCAAAUGUAUGCCUUAGUGGUGGUCUCCCUCCUUGCGCCCUCUCGGGUGGCCAGUGUUCCUACUGUAGACGGCCCAACAUCCAGUCUUUCCCCAGGACAGAGCUAACAAGGGCCCCUUUGCCUUCUCAGCCUCAGGAGUUCCAAGCACAUGAGUCACCGUCCAGCUACAUCCAGUGUGGCCUGGAGCUGCUACAGAGGUGUUGGGCAGGCCAUACCUGUGCCGCCAUCUUUCCCCUCCUGCCUCAUUUCAUCCCCCGCGGCAUCCAGGAUUGAUUGUGCUUUCCUAACCUACUUGGACCUACUCUCCCUCCUCCCUACCAUUCCUCUUCCCCGACACGUAGCACGCAGCGGCCCUCAAGGCCAGCCCUAGCCCCUCCACUGCUUCUCUCCUCAUCCACAGUGGAGGAGGUGAAAAGAGGAGGGAAAGGCCUUUGGUGUGGACAAGCAGGUGGCUGCCCUCUGUCCUGCAGUCUCAGCAGCCCACCACAGCCACUGUAGACCACAGGCAGGCCCUGCACUGCACCAAUGGGAGGACGUGGAGAGGACAGUGGACUUCCGGGCAAGAGCUUCCUUCUUUUGUCUCACAAGUUUUUCUUAGAGCUCUUGCCUGAGCUGGCUUCCCUCCUUCAGACCUUGGCAUGAGAUCUUAAGCAAACAGUCCCAAACCUCUUGGGGGUGAAAAGAAAAACGUGGUGCCCCUUGACUGGGGGAGAGAGAGCAGUGUUUGAACCACAGCGCUUGUGUUUUGUGCUAAAUAUACCAGCUUCCGAAAUUAGCAUCUCAUUGAGCCAGAGAAGACAAGGAGAUCUCGACCUCUGUGUAUCUGGCUUUGCUGCGUCUCUAGAGGAUUAGGAUACCAGGCCGAGUUCAGACCACUGCUAGCUUUCUCAUACUCCCACAGGCUGGACCAGGGAUGCCAAGUCCUAACAGCACUGAGCUACGUGUGCUUUUGCCAGUGACAGGAGGGUUUGUGAACUGCUUGUCAGGGCACCUUUUACCCCCUGACAGCUAAGUGGGGUGAAGUUUUGGAGGUCAGGAUCUGCUUUUGUAGGCUCUUUAGACAGCACCUACCACUUGGUGCUCCAGCGUGGACUCGUGGGAGCAGCCGACUGCAGCCGUUGCCGUCCAGUGGGGAGAUGGGUUAAGGGAGAGGACGGGUUGACUCGUCUCCUGUAAUAAAGCUGACAGUUCUAGAGGAUUCUGCCUCUCUAUUAACUAGACAGGUGAUACGCAUUUCCUUGCCACAUUAAGGGAAAAUGGUGUCAUUUGUUGCAGGAAAACAAUGGAUGCAUUUUCUCCUGGCCUAAAUGAAUAUUUAUGUACAAACAUAGGCAACUGUUAAAGGCUAGAAUUUUCAAAAGAUCCAAACAGAGACUUCGUGCAUCUUCUGCCUUUCCAACAGAAGCGGUGAUCGUCUCAGUGUGAGCCAGUGGCUUCCUUUGUGCAUUUGAGCAUGCUGUAAUUAAGAUGAGAUCAGUUUCUUAGAAAAAGCUUUCCCGAAUCCCUCUUUCGUCGUCUGGGAUCUUUGCUGAUUCGCCUUUUCUGGAGAUUGGGACAGAGCGUCUGUGGUCCAGGGCAGUUAGUCCUCUGGCCUUGAGGGUGUUGUGGGUGUGUGUGAUGAGUGGGCACUGCGUGCCUCGGGAUGCUAGUUCGUGGCUUCCUGGCUGUUCUGUCCUUCUGUAUCUUGUAGCUGUAGGGUGCCAGCUCAGGUGGGGGGGUCUUGGCGGCGUUUCUGUGGUUGGCCUCCUUGCUUUGCCGCACCUCCAGGUUCUGGGCAUGAGAGGCCAUGGCCUCGUUUCUGGUGGAUAACCUCUUUAGUUUAAUAGCAUCUUUAAUUAGAUCACAGCAUUGAAUUCAACAUUUCUUCUGCAAAGAAAGUUGUGGGGCAUAAGACACCAGGAACGAGGGAGGAGGAAGACAGUUUUGUUUUCUCUUUAAACCUUGAGCUCUAGCCGAUGCAUUUGUCAGGAAAUUCGAUACUUUGUGUUAAGAAAACAAGGAAAGAGGCCUGACACAGUGGCUCACGCCUGUAAUCCCAGCACUUUGGGAGGUCAAGGCGGGCGGAUCACCUGAGGUCGGGAGUAUGAGACCAUCCUGACCAACAUGGAGAAACCCCGUCUCUACUAAAAAUACAAAAUUAGCUGGGCGUGGUGGUGCACGCCUGUAAUCCCAGCUACUUAGGGAGGCUGAGGCAGGAGAAUCGCUUGAACCCCGGAGGUGGAGGUUGCGGUGAGUCGAGAUCGCGCCACUGUACUCCAGCCUGGGCAACAAGAGCGAAACUCGGUCUCAAGGAGAAAAAAGAAAGCAAGGAAAGAGUAAUUUACAACCAAGGAAAGAAACCCACAGCACACCCUUCGCGGCUGUCAGCGCUCUCCUGACAUCACAGUGGCUGCGUGUCCUUGGGGUGGGUGAGGUGUGGGGAGCCAAGCCCCUGGCCCUGCCUCCUGCGCCCCGCCCCGCUUCUCUCCCUUCUCGGUUAAGCCAUAGCGAGGCCUCUGCUCGUUUCAGAUGUGAAUUUGUUUUAUAGAUUAUAAAUAUGCAUAUACAGUGUAUGUAUAAAGCAGAAUGCCUGCCUUUCCUGGUUAUUUUUUGUACCAUAUUGUAAAUUAUAUUAUUUAUUCUUUACCAAUUUUGGGAAUAAAAGGUGUUUUGGUUAUUUAAUAUAAUAAGAGCUGUUAAACUUCUGUUUAAAUUUCCAGUUCAACUUGUAAAUGUUUUUAUUGUGCAUAAAUACAUACUAAUGUUGAUCUAA